Molecule: messenger RNA, 2196 nt
Organism: Thalassophryne amazonica
Lineage: Eukaryota; Metazoa; Chordata; Actinopteri; Batrachoidiformes; Batrachoididae
Gene: unc93b1
Product: unc-93 homolog B1, TLR signaling regulator
Exons: 13
Coding region: 139-1992 (617 amino acids)
Biological process (GO): toll-like receptor signaling pathway; toll-like receptor 9 signaling pathway; toll-like receptor 3 signaling pathway
Cellular component (GO): lysosome; endosome
Molecular function (GO): Toll-like receptor binding
Source: RefSeq, a predicted model, not a curated record
CUGUCACUUUAAGAAAAAGUGGCUCGCGCAGUGAGGAAGUGAAGAUGGGUCAUUUUCGUUUCCCUCCGAAACUUUGUGACUUCUGUUCGUCAUAAAGAGGAACCACAGCUGCUGACUGACGUGACGCGGACAAAAAGCAUGAUGGCGGCAGCUGAUGGGGAAGAGUUCCUGGAUGCUGAUGAGACUGUAGCGCCUCCUAUUGGCAGAAUAAACAAACUGCUCGAUGUGGGGCAGGAAGAAAACAUGCAGGAACAGAUCGAAGAGUUUCUGGGACCGCAGGCCGAGUACAAUGAAGAGGAAGAGGAGAGGAAAUAUUACAGGAGGAAGAGGCUCGGGGUCAUUAAGAAUGUUAUUGCCGCCAGCGUUGGAGCCAUGAUCGUGUACAGCGUCUACAUGGGACUGCUGCAGAUGCAGCUGAUCUUGCACUACGACCUGACCUACCGCGAGGUGAAGUACAGCAACCUCGGCCUGGAGGACAUCGACCGUAAGAUGCUGAUGGGCAUCAACGUCACGCCCAUCAUUGGCCUGCUCUACACCCCCAUCCUCAUCAGGUUUCUGGGCACCAAGUGGAUGAUGUUCCUGGCUUCAGGAAUCUACGCCCUCUUUGUCUCAACCAAUUACUGGGAGCGCUAUUACACUUUAGUUCCUUCAGCCGUCGCUAUCGGCGUAGCCAUCGUGCCGCUGUGGGCCUCACUGGGGAAUUACAUCACACGGAUGGCGCAGCAGUAUUACGAGUACGUCAACUACAAGGAGGAGCACGUGCAGGAGCAGAAGAAGCUUCCUAAAGGGGCAUGUCACAGCUACAUCAUCGUCUUCCAGUCGCUCUUCAACAUGAUCUUCAGCCUGAGUUUUGUUUUUGCCGAGUUCCCCAUGUGUCUGUUUCUCAACCGAUACCUGCAUAAAAACGAGCAUAUUCUCUGCAACGUCCACAAAUGUGGUGCUGAGAUCAGCGGCUUGAUUCCCGGCUUUAACACCACCGUGCUGACCAACCUGCCACAGUCCAUGCUGCUGAUCCAGGUGGAGAGCAUCCUGAUGGGCUUCGCCUUCCUGGCCAUGAUCAUCUUCCUUGUGCUGUGCGGCGCCGCGUACCGGCCGACCGAAGAGAUCGACCUUCGCAGUAUCGGCUGGGGAAACAUCUUCCAGCUGCCUUUUAAGCACCUGAGGGAUUACCGCCUGCGGCUGCUCUGCCCCUUCUUCAUCUACAGCGGCUUUGAAGUGCUGUUCUUCGUCAGUGGUUUUUCUCUGUCUUACGGCGUUUGUGUGUUGGGUCUGAAGCACCUGUGGAUUCUUCUUGUCUCCUACGGCAUUUCCUCCUGCCUCUUCUCCUCCCUGUCUCUCGCCAUCCUUCGCCUCCCGCGCUGGGUGUGUCUGGUAGCGGGCGCCGUUGUGCAUGUUGUUCUGUUGGUGUUUCUCCUGGCUUGGUCACCAACACCAAAGACGGGUUCCUUGGCGCCAUUCGUGGUGGUCUCUGUGCUGUGGGGACUUGGCACCGCACUGAACAAGACGGGUGUCAGCACUCUGCUCGGCAUGUUGUACGCGGAGGAAAAAGAGCGACUUGACUUCAUCUACACCAUCUACCACUGGUGGCAGGCCAUCGCCAUCUUCAUUGUCUACCUGUGUUCCAACCUGCCGAUGAGGGCCAAACUCUCCAUCCUAUUGGCCACGUUGUUGAUUUCUUGUUACUGCUAUUUGGUGAUGGAGCGGCGCCUGGCCAGGAAAAUAGCUCCCAGGCUGCCUCGCAUCCCUCGACCACGACACAAGGUCAAAGGUUACCGCUACCUGGAAGACGACAACUCUGAUGAGUCAGACUCUGAGCAAAGCGAUGAGGAAAAGGAGGUUGAAGAACAUGUCGAGGAGGAGAUCACAGUGAAAGAGGGGGAAGACGCGGGCCAAGACACAGAGGCGCGAAGGGCUGACUCACCCGAAGCCAGGAGGAGAGGGGUCGAAGGUCACCACCGCAGAAGGGAGGAGGGAGAGAAGGAUGAGGACUAAGGACCGAGGAGAGAGGCCGCAUACAGGAAGCUGUUAAUUUCAUGGAUACAUUUAUUCUGUAAAACUACCUAAGGAAAAGGUUCUUGACUUGAACUUGAACUAAACUGCCUGCUUAUGAAUGCGGAUGAUCAGAAGACAGGGUACAACAACUGUAUUUAUUUAAAAAAAUAAUAAUAAUAACCUUCUGAUCCUGUCACAUUUUAA